CCAUAAACUGACUGCUCGUAGAGAAGGGUGAAUUCACAUCACUGGCCCAAAGUUCAGUAAACUCGCGCAAAUCAAAUAAAACCAAAGCGUAUUGCUGAACCUCGUCGUACCACGAAGAAGAGUGGCACGUCACGCGUGCUGACGUGGACUCGUUCGCCACAGAGUUUCGCUCUCGUGGAGUUUGCCGUGGCCCCUUCGGUCAGCAGUGGCCACGAGCAGGCACUUGCAGGGGCUACUCCUUUACUUCGCAUACGCGUCUCGUUCACGAGUGGCACGACCUGCUCGUGGAAAGGGAGCGUAUUUUAUAUAUACAUCGGCAUCCACUCCUACCGAUGUCCCAGACAGCCUUCGCUCGCGCAAACUGCACUUAAAUCGGAUACUAAACGAUUGGCUUUGACACUCGGUGCCAAUUGACUCGAAUCCAAGGUUCAUCGGCGCGCACAACUGCGGUUUUGUCGGCGGUGUGACGACGCCCAGAGCUCACUCGGCUAGAGUGGGAUUCGUUUUCUGAGCGUGGGAUCCGGCGACAGACUCUCCGCGAGACUCCGCAAGACUCCAGAGUACUCCGGGAUGCAGAGGCCCGGAAUGAAGUUGGUGCGGGGGGUGCCCAUGCUGGACUUCCUCGCGGACAAGUGGAGCUGCGUGGAGCAGCUCCAGGCCCGCUCCGAUGACCUCGUCAUCGCCACAUACCCCAAGGCUGGCACCACGUGGAUGCAGGAGAUCGUGGAUCUGGUGAUAAACGUCGCGGACUUGGCACACAACCGCCGCGCGACCAUCGAUGACCGCAUGAUCUUCAUGGAGUGGAGCUGCGGUCCCGGGGAACCGCCAGAGCUUCGUAGUGGCGUGGAGCUGCUCGAUGAAUUUCCGUCUCCUCGCGUCAUCAAGACCCACGUUCCCUACAAGCUCUUUCCCUCUUCCUUCUGGGCGGAGGACUGCAAAGUGAUCUAUGUGGCUCGGAACGCUAAAGAUAACGCCGUCUCCUACUUCCACUUCGACCGCAUGAAUCGGCAGCAGCCGGAGCCCGGCUCCUGGGAGGAAUACCUCCCACGUUUCGUGGCCGGCAGCGUGCCGUGGGGCUCCUGGUACGAUCACGUGACCGGCUGGUGGAACGCGAGAGAGAAGCACCGGAUCCUGUACUUCUUCUAUGAAGACAUGAAGGAGAAUCCCCUACGGGAGGUGUCUCGGGUUGCCGACUUCAUCGAGCGGCCGCUGUCGGAGCGGCAGCUGCAGGAGGUGGUGCGGCUCAGCUCGUUCUCGGUCAUGAAAAACAACCCCAUGAGCAACUACAGCCACCUGCCGCCCACCCUCAUGGACCAGACCGUGUCACCGUUCAUGCGCAAGGGGGAGGUGGGUGACUGGAAGAAUCACUUCUCUGCAUCGCAGCUGGAAGCGUUUGAGCAAGACUACAGCAAGAAGAUGCCCGCUGAUGGGCCGAGCUUCCGUGACACUCUGCCCUGACAAACUCAGGAUCCACUCAAGCCCCGGAGUUCAUUCGACUUUGUUCUGACUUUGUUCUGGCUUUUCAACUCCGCAUCUACAAGUGAAUGCGGAUAACUCGCUCCGUACUUUUGGUUUUGUGCAUUCAUUGUUUGCACCUCAGAUCUUCAUUGGGAUAGAGAUGUUGUCUAAGCGAGACCUCCCCCACCCCUGGCUAUAAACGUUCACUUGAGAAACAGGAGAUUAAGAGAUGCAUUCAACGCCUUGUCAUGUUUUUUUAUUAAUAAGGUAACGCACUGGGAAUAAUUUUAGGGAGGUUUACUUUAAUGUUGAGAUUGAGUGUUUGAGGCACGAAUAUUGUCGGCGGUACGGGGUACAGAAUGGGUCAGGGAGGUUUGACCAAAGCAACUGGAGGAAAACACGUGUGAUGUUUGAAUUUGGACCUCACGAUAAGAUCGGGUAAGCGAGUGGAUUAUUAACUUUGCUUUUGUGUCCUGGUCACAAAAGCAAAGUUUUUGGGGAACAAUGGCCAUUUGCUGAACUUUUGAGGCAUAAGCAAUAAGGAAAUAACAUUACCCAGUGACAAUAUUUGGUUUAUGUUCUUAGGUUUUUUCGGUAAAGUCACGUAGGUGACUUUACCGAAAAAACCUAAGAACAAGUCACGUAGGUGACUUUACCGAAAAAACGUGACUUUAUCGAAAAAAACCUAAGAAUAUGAAUAAUUGCAGUCACGAAAGCUUCAAAUCUAGAAUAUUUGGUUUGUGACGCAGUUUUAUCGCGGGGGUGGGGCGGUCUAAAAAUGAGUUUGGUGGCUCGAGACGCGUCGAUUCUCAGCAAUUGCGCGUCCUUCUGUUCAGCGGCAGGGCGGACGCGCUAUGACGAUAUCAGUAAGACCCCGACGGCUUUAUAACGAACUGUUCACGGAAACGACGCUCACACCACUACCACCGCCGGUGCCGUGAACGAAGAGUUCUGCUUCAUCCAGCGCUCCAGAGUGUUCGUGCGAUCAUGGAUCCGUCCGACUUUGGUAACGUGGCGGGCGUAUUUCGCGGGCUCUUUGAGUGCGGUGUGUGACAAACCAGAGGUUACCGUAUCGCCCUGUGAAGUUUGAAUUGAAAUUGCUCGUCGCGUGGCUGGUCGUUGAUGUGGAGCCACAACCACAGGGUGGCGUUGAGGUUGGUUAAACGACGAUGCGAACAAAUGACGCCAGGAGUGGUGAAGUGUCUGGCUGCGGCGGUGAUGCCUCCUCCUCCGUGUUUGUGAAUCGGGAUGUUUAUUUUUUUGAGUUGCUUCUGUGUGAUCCACGAUCUGUUUCUGGGUGGUAACUACAGUCGCUGCUGCACAUUGCCGGAGAGGUUUAAAAAAAGAUGACAUUCGUGCAUCAUCGUCCAGUGUCCGCAUCUGCUGCUGUCAUUGUUACAGUGCGGACGCGGGUGAGGCUUGUGGUCAUAAUUCGUUACGAGGUGUUUGGAUAUAUCUUUGUUUAUAAUUUACAUUAAAUAAUAUUGUACGCAUAAAUAACCAUUUCGCGGCGGUGCGUGAGAAUACGAGAAACCAAAUAAAUAAGCAGACAAUGCUUUACGUAAUCUGUCGAAUUGCAUAGAAAUAAAACAAAGCUUUGUAAUAGUAA
Molecule: messenger RNA, 3067 nt
Organism: Lethenteron reissneri (Far Eastern brook lamprey)
Lineage: Eukaryota; Metazoa; Chordata; Hyperoartia; Petromyzontiformes; Petromyzontidae
Product: sulfotransferase 1C1-like
Molecular function (GO): sulfotransferase activity
Source: RefSeq, a predicted model, not a curated record